Messenger RNA from Serendipita indica DSM 11827, 3744 nucleotides. Lineage: Eukaryota; Fungi; Basidiomycota; Agaricomycetes; Sebacinales; Serendipitaceae. The record is from the annotation of a GenBank genome assembly.
AUGUCCAACUCAAAGGAACCGACCAGCGUUCCUGUCCUCUCAAAGGACAAUUACCCAGCAUGGUCUCGGAAGAUGAAAGCAUACUUUUUUCUGCACGACCUCUAUGAACUCGUACUCGGCGAAGACCUCAAACCUACAGAAACGGAUGACCAACCAAAGUGGAUCAGACGACAAAGGCAGGCGGCCGCCGCCAUUACAAUGUCAAUCGACGAGACCAAUGCAACCCACAUCGAUGAUAUCAUUACAAAGGAAGAUUCCGAGGACCUGGCCGAGCUUAUGACUCGCAUCAAUGGAUUACUCCAGCGUGUGAAACAGCUCCGGCCAAUGGGCUACACGAUCACAGACCUCGACAACGAGUUGGCCAUCAUGGCGAUGCUUUGGGCCCUUCCAGAUGACUACCGCCACCUUCGCUCAUCGCUUCUCUGCCAAACAAACAUAACAUGUGAAGUCAUCGAGGAAGCGUUCCGAGCUGAAGACAACCACCGCCAACAUGAACAACGAAGCCAGGCCACUGCCUUGCGCGUCACCACACCUAAUCAGUACCGGACCAACGGCCCGUCACACCAUUUUCGUCCAAAGCCCAGCACCACCGGUCGCACACCCGGAGCGCUGUGCACUUUCUGCGGGAAGAAGAACCAUACCGAGGCCCAGUGCUUUGCCAAGGCCGACGCAUCGCGCCGUCUCAAGCACGAAGCAGCACGUGUUGCAGAUACAUCUACUGGACCUGCUACUGCCAAUGCGACGAAUGCAAGUAACCCUACUCUCCCUUCGUUAGCUAGGUCUGACCUGAAUGCCGAUACAGGGGCCACUCGGACAAUGAUGAGUGACAAGCGAUACUUUACUACGCUUUGCCCUUCGGUCAGGACAAUUAAACUGGCUAAUGGAGAGAGGAUAUUCUCGAAAGGAGAAGGGGAUAUUGUGUUUCAGCCAUGGAUAGACGGCUCCUUUAGCUCUGAUCUCAUCACUUUUCCUAAUGUGCUCUUCGCUCCUGAUCUCGAAUCGAAUCUUGUCUCGGUACUCUCAAUGGCCCGCAAUCAGGGUUAUGAAAUUCGCAUCAAUUCCAAGCAAAUGGAGUUCUAUAUCGACAAUAAGCUACGCAUGACAGCUCGAAUUGAUGCGAACUGCGUUGCUUACCUUGAUGGACGAGUUCUCACGUCCGAAAAGGCAAAUGCUGCGAGCACAGUGAAACUAGACCGUUCACUGUGGCACCGUCGCCUGGGCCACUAUCACCACGAGGGCGUUGAUACAUUAAUCCGCCAAAACCUGGUUCGUGGACUCAAGCUUGACUCAAAUGCAAAGCCCGACCCUAUAUGCGCACCGUGUAUUGCAGGGAAACAGACUCGAGCACCUCAUACUACGCCAGCAACCCAUGCUAUAACUCCACUAGAUCGCGUCUUUAUCGACCUUAAAGGCCCAAUCAAUGUUGAGUCCAUUCCACACCGCGCCAAGUACUGGAUGGCUAUGGUGGAUGAUGCGUCUAAUCUUGUCACACUAUCACUUCUCCACUUGAAGGAUGGAGCGCUCAAGGCUUUCUGCGAGUUCCAUAAGCUUGCUGAGAACCAGACAGGCCAGCGCCUGGUACACUUGCGAGACGAUAAAGGCGGCGAGUUCAGUGGAAAAGAGUUCGACCAAUACUGCAUCUCUGCUGGGAUUACAAGGGAACGCACCAUAGUUGCCACACCAGAGCAGAAUGGACGGGUCGAGCGAGCGAACCGAUGGAUAGCUGAAGGGACAAUCGCUAAACUUACAGAAGCGAACCUUCCACCAUCUUUUUGGGGGUUUGCUGCACUUGCCACUGUCCAUGAGUUCAAUCGUGCCCGAGUUCACAAUGGAAAGACACCAUAUGAACACUGGCAUGGUAAAGCUCCCAGUGUCGAUCACCUUCGAGUAUUUGGAUGCCUUGCCUAUGUCUUUAUCCCAAAAUCACAGCGGAAUGCUCUCGAUUCGCACACUGAGAAGUGCAUCUUUGUCGGGUACCCAUCCGACCGCCCUGGCUGGGUGUUCUGGAACCCACAGACACGAAAGAUUAUACACAGCGACAGCGCUGUAUUCGAUGAGAGAGUCUUUCCAGGCACUUCGUCUGCAAAGGAAUCGACCCCGAACCUCUCCGACUACAUCCAGCUGCCAGAUCUCGAGGAAAUCGACACCCCUUCAUCAUCCAUUCCACCUCCAAACACUCAUUCUCCUGUCCACGUUGCAGGGCGACCUGUGCCAGCACCUAUCCCUCACGAGCCUGUCCCUCCACCAGCACCAGCGCCUGCGCAGCCUAAACCCACAGCUCCACAGUGUCUGAGUUGUGAGCUUCGAGCACUCACUGACCAGACCAAUUUUGAGAAGCCGGACCUCGAAGCGCCCGAGCACAUCCUGAUUCCCAUUGCUGAUGGUGUCGAAGCUGCUUUAAACACAUCUACAAGCCGCGAGCCAACAACGCUGGGAGAGGCCCUGAAAUGCCCUGACAGUGACAAGUAUGUCCAAGCGGCUAUAGAAGAGGUCAGAGCUCAUCUGGAAAACGGCACGUGGAAGCUUGUGCGACUUCCACAAGGCAAAAAGGCUAUCGGCUCACGUUGGGUAUUCAAAAUCAAGCGUGAUGCCGAUGGGUCUAUUAGCAAAUACAAGGGACGAAUUGUGGCAAAGGGAUAUGCACAACGAGAGGGAAUUGACUACACAGAGACCUUUGCACCAACAGCUCGCUUUGGUGCCCUUCGCACCAUCAUAGCACUCGCAGCGCUCGAAGACUGGGAGCUAGAGUCAGUAGACAUAUCAACCGCCUUUCUCAAUGGUGAGAUUGAUGCAGAGGUCUACAUGCGAAAGCCAGAAGGCGUCGAGUUCGAGGGCUAUGAAGGUACAAGCUGGGUGCUUCAACUUCUCAAGGGUCUCUAUGGAAUCAAACAAGGCCCUCGCAUCUGCGACCACAGUGUCUUCAUCUAUGAACGCGACAGUGUGAAGAUCAUUGUACCAGUCCAUGUCGACGACUUACUGCUUGCAUCAAAGUCAUCCGAAGCCAUCCAAAUGGUGAAGGAUGAGCUCAAAGCACGCUUCAAGAUCCAUGACCAAGGCCCUACCUCAUUCCUACUUGGUGUCAAGCUCGAGCGUGAUCGCCAAUCCCAUACCAUCUCCCUCUCUCAACCUGCGUACAUCGAACAGAUCCUCGAAACCUACAAAAUGCAGGACUGUAAUGGCGCCGACACGCCUAUGGCUGAAAAGCCACUCCUCUCGACCAAGGAUUCACCACAAACUGAGCAGGAGAAGUUGGAAAUGCGGAAUGUACCCUAUCGAGAGGCCCUUGGAAAGCUCAUCUAUCUCGCAACUGCCACUCGACCAGACAUCUCAUAUGCUGUGGGGGUGCUCUGUUGGUUCAGCAAGAAUCCUGGACAAGCACACUGGCUAGCUCUCAAACGGGUACUGCGGUAUCUCCGCAAAACGACAAACUACAAGCUCACCUACGGCCUCAAACCCGACUCUGACGAACUGUUCACAACGCAUAGUGAUGCCGAUCUGGGUGGAAACGCUGAUAAUACCCGCUCAACAGCUGGUUUUGUCAUGUCAAUUGGUGGCGGCGCUGUAAUGUGGAGUAGCCGACUCCAGCGCCACACAUCACUAUCAUCAACGGAGUCGGAGUAUACAACAGCCUCUGCCACUGGGUGCGAAAUGAUCUGGAUGCGGUCAUUCCUCAACGAAAUUGGCUACAACACUAUACCCUAUACUACCAAUGCCCAGGACAGAGGCCCUGUUGCACAAAGGUAG